CUUGCCUAUUAUGAGUUUCGUCCUCAAAGAAAUCCCACUGAUGCCGUUUAAUCUGAGUAAAAGAUAUAUCGGGGCCAGAAUAGAAAGCUUUUAAUUUGAUCCCGGGUUAAUUCAUGGUUUUGUUGGCGGCAAGAGCAAGUGCUGCUCCGGAGGUUCGACUGUCAAAGGCGAUAAAUCAGAUGGUUGUUUAAUGAGUCUCGCAGUCGAGCCCGGUGAUAAAUUUGUGGAAUAAGUAGAGAGACCGCGCUGAACAAUGACGUACUGUCUGGUGUGUGUGUGUAAUGUCAUUACUAAAAGAAGACAUCCGGAGAGCUCAGAAGCAGCAGAAUCUGCAGUAUAUGAACGCCAAGAGUCUCCACUGGAACACAAUGAUAUAGAGUCAAGCGUUGCUCUUUUGCACUUCUAAUAACUUUCGGGAGCAAAGUAAGUAUUUCUGGAAGGCUUUCUUCAUUCUUUAAAAAUGUACCUUGUAUUUUAACUUUGUAUUAGAUUCAAAGUUGCAUCUAUGCCGCAGUUAUCUGUCAUGUCCAGCGUACCGCAAGUUCAGCCACAGUUAACCCGAGGGAAAAUUCGUACCUAUUUUGGCUCCAGCCAUUUAUUGCCUGAGUGUUAUACUAUUCAGAUAUAAUAUUAUCAGUGAUCAUGUCUGUACGGAAGAUGCUGAGAGCGAAGCUCGUUGUGCUGGGAAGAGAUAACUGUGGGAAGACAGCUCUGUGUGUCAGAUUCAUCACCCGGCGUUUUAUUGGAGAGUAUGAACAUAAAAGGGAGGUCACCUACAGGUGUCAGAAAAUCGUGGAGAAGGAGGCGAUUGAACUGGAGAUUUUAGACACUGUUAAUAAGGAGUGUGCAGGAGCUGCUGUGUCCUCACUGGAGAGUUCCAUUAAAUGGGGUGACGGGUUCCUCAUCAUGUACUCCGUGACGGAUCGCAGCAGUUUUGAGGCUGUGUCACGCCUGAAGAGACUGAUUGACCAUGUUAAACAAACGCUCGACAUUCCAACAGUCAUUGUUGCCAAUAAAUGUGACAUGGAGAACGGCCGAGUGGUGAGGACGGAAGAGGGACAGGUUUUAGCCUCGGACCUGAGGUGCAGUUUCUUUGAGCUGUCUGUAGCAGAGGACACCUCAGCAGUGGAGGCUGUGUUCGGGCAGCUGGUGUGUGAAGUGCGGCAGGAGUUUCAGCGACACCUGCUGGCUAUGGACAAGCGCUCACGGAUGCUGCAGAUGAGACAUGCGCUCAAAAACAAACUCACACGGAGUAAAACCAUGCAAUGGUGACAAGGACUAAAUGCAGUUCAGACCCGACAACUAUAGUGCUGUAUCCUGGCAUGACUACCUUUCAGAGAAGAACAAGUGCCGUUUGGGUGUCCAAAUACCAUCAUGGACGGUGUUAUCUGUAUGUUUAUGUCAGACAGCAUUAAGCAGCAAUGUGUUUUUUAAAGGGAUAGUUCACUUUGAAAUUC
Molecule: messenger RNA, 1457 nt
Organism: Pimephales promelas (fathead minnow)
Lineage: Eukaryota; Metazoa; Chordata; Actinopteri; Cypriniformes; Leuciscidae
Product: ras-related and estrogen-regulated growth inhibitor
Molecular function (GO): GTP binding; GTPase activity
Source: RefSeq, a predicted model, not a curated record